AUGUCUCAACACGCAUUAUCUGACCAGCAGGUCAACAAUGAGCUCAGCAAGAUGACUGCGUUCAUCAGGCAGGAGGCUAUGGAGAAGGCCCGUGAGAUCGAGAUCAAGGCCAAUGAGGAGUUCGAGAUCGAGAAGUCCAAGCUUGUCCGCCAGGAGACCGACGCCAUCGAUACACAGUACGAGAAGAAGUUCAAGCAGGCAACCAUGUCGCAGCAGAUCACACGCUCCACCGUCUCGAACCAAACCCGUCUCAAAGUUCUGGGAGCCCGCCAAGAGCUCCUUAACAGCAUAUUCGACGAGGCCCAGAAGAAGCUUGUUGAAGGUGCCAAGGAUAAGACCAAGUACCAGAAGACGCUCCGUGGGCUCAUCUUGGAAGGCUUCUACGCACUGCACGAACCAGAACUCCAGGUCCGCGCGAAAAAGGCAGAUUUCGAUGUUGUGAAGAAGGCAAUCGCCGAGGCCGAGAAGGACUACAAGAAGGAGGUUGGCAAGGAUAUCAAGGGUACACUUGACGAGUCGCAGCCCCUUGCUGAAGGCCUGUACGUUCUGGCUCCUGAUCCUUAUAUUUUUCGAAUUUGGGACGAAUUGAUACUGACAAAUAAAACUAGGGCCGGCGGCGUGGUUAUUGUGGGUGGCAAUGGAAAGAUUGAUGUUAACAACACUUUUGAGGCUCGACUGGAACUUCUUCAGGACUCUGCCGCCCCCGCUGUGCGGGAGGCUCUGUUUGGAAAGAAUCCUAACCGCAAAUUCUUCGACUAA
Clonostachys byssicola is the source of this 759-nucleotide messenger RNA. Lineage: Eukaryota; Fungi; Ascomycota; Sordariomycetes; Hypocreales; Bionectriaceae. The record is from the annotation of a GenBank genome assembly.